Messenger RNA from Gavialis gangeticus (Gharial), 513 nucleotides. RefSeq names its product cyclin dependent kinase inhibitor 2C (gene CDKN2C). Gene Ontology annotation, biological process: negative regulation of cell population proliferation; regulation of cyclin-dependent protein serine/threonine kinase activity. NCBI's taxonomy places the organism in Eukaryota, Metazoa, Chordata, Crocodylia, Gavialidae. The record is from RefSeq and is a predicted model, not a curated record. The coding region runs from base 1 to 513 and encodes 170 amino acids. Gene Ontology annotation, molecular function: cyclin-dependent protein serine/threonine kinase inhibitor activity; protein kinase binding. Gene Ontology annotation, cellular component: nucleus. The transcript is spliced from 2 exons.
AUGGCCGAGCCCGGCGGCAACGAGCUGGCGUCCGCGGCUGCCCGCGGGGACCUGGCGCAGCUCGCCCGCUGCCUGCAGGAGAGCGAUGGAAACGUGGAUGCGCGCAACCGGUUCGGGAGGACGGCGCUGCAGGUAAUGAAGCUGGGGAAUCCCGAAAUUGCCCGGCGGCUGCUGCUGAGAGGCGCUGACCCCAACCUGAGGGACAGCACCGGCUUCGCCGCCAUCCACGACGCCGCCCGCGCCGGCUUCCUGGACACGCUCCAGACGCUGCUGGAGUUCAAAGCCGACGUGAACCUCGAGGACGACGAGGGCAACCUGCCGCUGCACCUGGCGGCGCGGGAGGGCCACGCGCGCGUGGUGGAGUUCCUGGCGCGGAGCACGGCCACGCGCCUGCAGCACCGCAACAAGCGCGGGCACACGGCCUGCGACCUGGCGCGGCUCUACAAGCGCGCCGCCGUGGUGCAGCUGCUGGAGCCCGGCGCCGCGGGGGCCGGAGCCGCCGGCGCGGAGUGA